Messenger RNA from Strongyloides ratti, 2223 nucleotides. RefSeq names its product DNA ligase 4. Gene Ontology annotation, biological process: DNA recombination; double-strand break repair via nonhomologous end joining; nucleotide-excision repair, DNA gap filling. Gene Ontology annotation, molecular function: ATP binding; DNA binding; DNA ligase (ATP) activity. The transcript has a single exon. The coding region runs from base 1 to 2223 and encodes 740 amino acids. The record is from RefSeq and is a predicted model, not a curated record. Gene Ontology annotation, cellular component: DNA ligase IV complex. Lineage: Eukaryota; Metazoa; Nematoda; Chromadorea; Rhabditida; Strongyloididae.
AUGGAAGAAUCAAAUGCAAAUUGUAUUAAAUUUUCGGAUUUGUGUAUUCUUUUGGAACAAAUUUCUACGGAAGAAGAUAGAGGUGGUAAAGAAGUAUUAUUUAAACAAUUUAUCAAUUUUUGGUUUCAAAAAGGAAAGAGAAUCUUUACUAUUUUUCCUGCCUUACGUUUGAUGACUCAACCAAUUAACAUUGGAGAACGUUUAAUUAUUGAAUUCAAUUAUUUAAAAAAUAUUUUACUUAAUGAUUUAAAAAUUGAUGAAUUGGAUUUUGGAAUGACCAAAGAAAUGUCAAUUUCAAAAAUGGUAGAGAUAUUGAUAAAUAUUUAUCCUAAAAGUUUUGAAGAAUUAGAUUUUUCUGUUGAAUACAUGAAUAUGUAUAUUGAUCAAUUGUCACAAUGUAUAUAUGUAGAAAAAAAUAUAAUUGAAUUGUUGAGAAAGAUGAGUUAUUUGGAACGUAAAUGGUUCUUACUUAUAAUUUUAAAUGAAGUUGAAAAUGUAACAAAAAUGGAUUUAGAUGAUCUUUUUUAUUGCAUUAAUCCUAAUUUAGAACAAUUUAAAAAGUAUGGCUUUCAAUUUGAAGAUAUACUUGCAAACUAUUCUCCCAACUAUUUUAUUAAAGAAGAUAUCAAACAUACAUUACCAUCUUUAGGUAUUGGGAAACCUUUUACUACAAUGAAACCAUAUGAUUUUGGUUAUGAAAAAUAUGAAUUUGAUGAGAUAAAAAAAUGUUGUAAGGGAAAACUUUUUGUUGAAUUAUUUUGUCAUGGAGAACAUGUGUUAUUGCAUAGAUUCAAUAAUGGUGCAAAUUAUAAAUUUUUUUCAUCAAAUAAGAAUGAUUAUACAAUGUUUUACACUUUACCAAAAUUUGACUUUCCAAAAGAGAUUAAUUCAUUAUUCAAGAUAGAUGUUAAAGAUGUAAUAUUAGAAGGUUAUAUGGUAAUAAAAUGUAAUAAAACUGGAAGGAUAAUGAAAAAAUAUGAUAUGUCUUCUGAUGAUACUUAUUAUGAUUCAAGAUUGUUUAAAGAAAAAGAUGAUUGUAAAAAAAUAUGUUUUAUUGUUUCUGAUAUCUUAUAUCUUAAUUCUAAUUUUUUAACAAAUAUUUCAUUUGAAGAAAGAUUAGAAAUUUUAAAUGAAAAGAUUUUUAAUAAUAUAGAAAAUACAAGAAUUAUAAUUUCAAAGUAUAGACAAAUUCAAAAUUACAAAGAUUUUACCGAAUGUGUAGAAAAUGCAAUUUCUGACAUGGAAGAAGGAUUUUUUAUAAAGGAUAGUUCUAGUUUUUAUAUUCAUGGAAAUUCUCCAAGAAGUAAUUGUGUUUUUCAUGUAAAACCUGAUUACAAUAAAUUUUGUACAUUUAAUUUGGGUAUUGUUGGAAUUGAAUAUUCUGAUAAUACUUUUAGUCAUGUUAAAAAUUUUCUUUUAGCUGCUAAUGGUUUUCAAAAUACUUUAACAAUUUGUCUCAAAAUUCCUGUAAAAAUGGAAUCAAUAUUUUUUAACAAAAUAAUUGAUGUACUAGACAUUAACAAUAAAUAUCAUUUGAAAUUACCAUGUUACUUGGAAGACAACUUAAAUUGUAAUUCUCUUUGCAGAUUUGCUUUUGAAGAAAAUAUAACUAUUGUAGAAGUAAAAUGGACUAAGAUAUGUUCAAAUUAUAAAGAUCUUAUUUAUAUAUAUUGCAUAAAAAAAGAUCUUUUAAAAAAAGAUAUAAGCUUAUUAAUUGAUGUUCAAGAGUUUGACAAUAGAUUCAAUAGAGGGUUAAAUAAUGUUGAAGUUAUACCACCAAUAUUAAAUAUUUUUUAUUGUCCUAGUGAUGAAGUUAAAAAACCACGAAUCAAACUGGAUGUUUUAGAAAAUUGGAAAUUUUUUGAAAAAUUGACUAUUUGUAUUUUAAAUUAUCCAAAACAUUUUGAUUUAAAACGAAUCCAACAAUUUAUAUAUUUUCUUGGUGCUUCUGUUGUCAGUAAUCCAACAAAAGAUACAUCCUAUAUUAUUGCUACUGAUAAACUGAAUAUUAAAACAGCAGCUGCUAUUCAUACAAAAUAUAUGCCAAUUUUAGAUGUAGAAUGGGUAAUAAGAUGUAUAAAUGAAAAGAGAAUUCAAAAAAUUGAUUUAGAAAAGGACACAAUAUUGAUGUGUGGACAUAAUCAGUUGUCACUUGAAAAAUUAAAUGAUUUGAUUCAAGAAAAAGAUAUUCCUGAUGAAGUAUUUAAUAAUAUUUUUAUGUAA